Molecule: messenger RNA, 476 nt
Organism: Alligator mississippiensis (American alligator)
Lineage: Eukaryota; Metazoa; Chordata; Crocodylia; Alligatoridae
Gene: COXFA4L2
Product: NDUFA4 mitochondrial complex associated like 2
Exons: 4
Coding region: 61-336 (91 amino acids)
Source: RefSeq, a predicted model, not a curated record
CCCGCCUGGGCCCCGGACUCGGACCUGCGGCGCGGAGCGGAGCGGAGCCGGAGCCUGAGCAUGGAGGGCGGCGGCGCCCGGUCCCGGGCCUGGGUCAUCUUCUCCCGGCAUCUCAAGCGGCACCCGGGACUGAUCCCGCUCAUCAGCUUCAUCAGCCUGGGCAUGGGCAGCGCGGUGCUGUACCUGCUGCGCCUGGCACUCUAUAGCCCCGAUGUCAGCUGGGACCGGAAGAACAACCCCGAGCCCUGGAAUAAGCUGGGUCCCACCGACCAGUACAAAUUCUUUGCCGUCUCCACCGACUACAAGAGCCUGAAGAAGGACCGGCCAGAUUUCUGAGGACCUGGGAUGCCCCCCCCCCGCUUUGCACCUGGAGCCCCCCCACCCUGCAUCCUAACCAGCCCCACAGCAGCAGCUAAGACCCCCCCACGGUGCCACAAUAAAGAGCCCCCCAUGCUGGGAGCUGUGUCUGAUUGCUA